UUGAACGUAGCGGGAGUGUCGUGCUCAUUUCUGUUUAGGCUACAAUUGUUGUAGCUCUCUAUCGCAAAGUGGUGUUGAUUAUGAGCCAGAAUUAUCCAGUUAAACUCUGUAUUUUUUGCUGAUCUGAUUUAUUUAAUCAUUCAUUGAGCAGUUCUUUGCAGAGGAUAAAACCGAAGAUGACAUCUAAAAUCAAAGUGGGGAAAGUCGUCUCGAAGAAUAAAGAAGACGCUCCUUAUGAGCUGGAGAGUCAAUUUGUUCUGAGGCUUCCGUCGGAGUACGCCUCGACAGUGAGACGGAUUGCACAGUCAAGCAGCAUGAACAUGAAAGACAGACUCACCAUCGAGUUGCACCCUGACGGCCGCCAUGGCAUAGUCAGAGUGGACCGGGUUCCUCUGGCCUGCAAGCUGGUGGAUCUGCCCUGCAUGAUCGAGUCUCUCAAAACAGUGGACAAGAAGACGUUCUACAAGACUGCUGAUGUCUGCCAGAUGCUGGUAUGUACACUAGAUGGAGAUCUUUACCCCCCUUUGGAAGAGCCAACUGGCACUGACCCCAAGAACAAAAAGAAAGACAAAGACAAAGACAAGAAGUUUGUCUGGAAUCAUGGCAUCACCUGCCCCCUGAAGAACACGCGUAAGCGCAGAUUCCGGAAGACCGCCAAAAAGAAGUACAUUGAAUCUCCUGACGUUGAAAAGGAAGUGAAGAGACUGCUGAGCACAGAUGCUGAUGCUGUCAGUGUCCGAUGGGAAGUUAUCGCAGAGGAUGAGUCUAAAGAAGCGGAUCAACACGGCUCACUGGCCAAUCUCGACUCCUCACCCGGAACCUCCGGGCACAAGAUGGGUCAUGGAUCCUCUGUCCAGCACGACGAACUGAGGGAGAUCUUCAACGACAUCAGCAGCUCCAGCGAGGAUGAGGAGGACGAGGGCGACCGACACGAGGACGAAGACCUGAAUAUCAUGGAUACAGAGGACGACCUGGUGCGACAGCUCCAGGACAACCUGAACGAGUCUGAUUCUGCUCAGCACGAAAACGACCGAAACAACCAGAUAGUUAUGGAGUAUCAGGUGCAGAUCAACAGCGUCAAGGCCAAGCUUCAGGAAACCCGCGCCCGAAAGAAACAGCAGGAGGAGCUCAUCAUGAAGGUGGAGAACCAGGCCCUCAAAAACCGCUUCCAAGCCUUGCUGGAUGAGAUUAUACAGCAGGAAGAGCGGGAGAUGGAGCAGCUGGCCUCCCUACAGGAACAGCUGGACUCACUGAUAGAGAAGUGACCAGCAGGGGGCAGUCUGACGUCAUCUUCCGCCCGACACCUUCAGGAGGAUCCACAGAGGAGGGAGCCUUUACUUGCUGUGUCAUUCCUCUCUUAUGUCAGUUUAAUACAUUACAUUUACUGCACUCUGGUUCCGGUGAUAAAAGUGACACUUUUUUAUGACGCCAACUGUAAUCGUGCACUGUAUAAGUCACCUCGUAAUUGUAUACGGUUAGAUGGUUAGCCUUGAGUGUGGAUGUCGCCUGUUUUGUUUGUCAUCUUAAAACUAAGGCUAAAUCAUAUCAUAUCAGCUCGUUGUUUCUGCUUCCAUUAUGUGAAUGAAAAAUAAAUGACAUCCUUGUAGAAUGAAUUAGCUGUGAACUUUUGAAGAUUGCUUCUAAUAUGUCGUAUGUUGGCCACAUGAGAGCUGUUUCUUCCAGUUUGUGUCGUCUCGAGUUAAUCCAAACAGCAUCAUUUGGGUUUAACUGGUACCUCAAUAAUUCAUUAAAAUCCAUGAAAAGUGUUGAACCUCUGGAUGGUAUUCUGCUGAGAUGAUCUAAAACGAUAGCCUCUUAUAUUUUGCAUACCUGGAUGUGUUUUAUUUGCAAAGAAGAAACAAAAAUUAGCUGAGUUAUUUCGAAAUAAACUAAGAUCUUGCAAAGUGAUUUGAUUAUAGUGACUACUGUCACUAUAAUCAAAUUAUGGCAAGAUUUCUCAUUCAUCUGAUUUAAAUGAUGAAAAAUAUUGUGUGUGAGUAAUCCUAAACACACAAAAUAUCCCUCCACCUUCCCUGCUUUGUCUGUCACCUAAUUUUUAAAAAAAUGUGAUUUUAUCAGGUAAUAUAUGUUGCACAGUAGAUGAGGAUGUAAAAAUUAGACAAAAGAGCAAUGAAAAAAUAUUUUCUUAUAAAGAAUUCCUGUUUAUUUUUUGGGAUAACUUUAAAAGAGCUCACUGAUUCUGUUGUCCUAAUCUCUCCAGGCAGCUCCUUCUACGACUUUAAUUCUCUGCCACCUCUGGAUUUUAGCUUCAGGCACAGAUUAGAGUCUGUUGGGGCUGGAGUCAGCACACGCUUGUUUAAGACCAACAGGUCAGAUAUGUGACCUCUGAGAGCCUGGAAAGUCUUCAGUAAAAUGAUCCUAUUGUUUUUCUUUAAAUCAUAAUUUGAUGGUCAUUUAAGGACUAUGUCUAAUUAUGUGAAAUGAUGAUUGUUUUCAAUCUUGAGAGUCAUGGAGGAAAACCCAGGAACGUGACAAUUUCGAAAGAGAAAAAUGUGGCAGCAUGUUUACAAGUCCCAAAUCCCCAAAACAUCUUUUUGGACAGAUGGAACACGAGUAUUUUAGGUAGUCACUUCAGCUUCAUAUUCACUGGGAAAUAAUUAGCCCCACACCAAAAGAAAGCUUUGACACAUAAAAGCAAAUCGGUUGGGUGUCAGCUUGUGAUGUGGGUUGAAGAUGCUUCAAAUCUGUAAGAAGCAUUUUGAAAUCAAAAAUCAUCUGUCUGGUGUCAGCUGUAGGUCACGGUUAAUGACCUGAAACAAACAUUUAUAAUCAUUAUGGAGAAUUGGACCAUUCUGAAGCUCCCUGCGGUGAGUCCUGAACUUAAUACAAUUGAAAAUCUAUUAAAAGACUUGAAGCUGAAUUGAGCCGCUGGACUAAACUACCAGUGGAGAGAACAAAAGGGUCCAUGAGAUUGCAGACAGAUUACCUUACUGUUCUGAUUGCCUCAAAAGGGCGAGCAAAAAGUAAGGGUCUGUCUUGUUGCUUGCCUGUGAUAAGAGAAGAAAAAAAACUGCUUGCUAUAGAAAACUGAGCUGCUUUAACCGUGUCAUAUUAUUUCAGGGGUUGUUUUUUCAAUAGCAUUAAUUAUCUUUUUCAUGUUUGCAUCGGGGCAUUUCCUCCAAGACAUAUAUAAUAAAUCUAAACAUUUC
Menidia menidia (Atlantic silverside) is the source of this 3170-nucleotide messenger RNA. The record is from the annotation of a GenBank genome assembly. Lineage: Eukaryota; Metazoa; Chordata; Actinopteri; Atheriniformes; Atherinopsidae.